Molecule: messenger RNA, 753 nt
Organism: Propithecus coquereli (Coquerel's sifaka)
Lineage: Eukaryota; Metazoa; Chordata; Mammalia; Primates; Indriidae
Gene: RNF186
Product: ring finger protein 186
Exons: 1
Coding region: 36-737 (233 amino acids)
Biological process (GO): protein localization to mitochondrion; protein autoubiquitination; intrinsic apoptotic signaling pathway in response to endoplasmic reticulum stress
Cellular component (GO): endoplasmic reticulum membrane
Molecular function (GO): ubiquitin protein ligase activity
Source: RefSeq, a predicted model, not a curated record
GUGCCUGGCGAGGGCGAAAAGGAGAUUCAGUCUCCAUGCAAGUCCCGGCGGCACCGGCCCAGGCACUGAGCAGCUGCAUCCCGCCGGCCCCUGUGCCCAGAAUGGCCUGCACUACCACCACCACCAUAGGCCCCACUGGGGGUCACCGUAGCUCCAAGGAGUGCGACCUGGAGUGCCUGGUGUGCCGGGAGCCCUACAGCUGUGCCCGGUCGCCCAAGCUGCUGGCCUGCCAGCAUGCCUUCUGUGUCGUCUGCCUGAAGCUCCUGCUGUGCAUUCAGGACAGCACCUGGUCCAUCACCUGCCCGCUAUGCCGCAAGCGCACCGCUGUCCCCGGCGGCCUCAUCUGCGGCCUGCGUGACCAGCAGGCAGUGAUGGGGCGACUGGCCCGGUCAUACCCCGAGGUGCGGCUCUCUCCUCAGGGGCUGGCGGAUCCUGCUGCCUCAACAGAGGGGCACCCCAGCUUGGCAGGAGAAGAUGGGCAGGACACAGUAAGUGCCAACCGCGCGGCGGCCCGGCGUCUGGCCGCACACCUGCUCCUGCUGAUCUUGCUCAUCAUCCUCAUCCUGCCCUUCAUCUACCCAGGCGUCAUCCGGUGGGUGCUUGCCUUCAUCAUCGCCCUGGCCCUGCUGAUGUCCACCUUCUUCUGCUAUCAUCCCAGGCAGGGCAGCUGCUCGUUCUUCCCCAGGACUCCGUUCUGCAGAGAGCAGAAAGACAGCCAGGUCUCCUCCAUUGCCUGAGUCACUCUGACCAGGA